AUGGCGACCCAUCUGGAUCCGGCAUCGGAAUUCGGCUCCCCCCUGGCUCCGGUGCUCCCCAUGUUGCCGCCGCCCCUCGAGGCCCGAGUCGGAGCCGCCGAGGCCGACGACCCGGCCGCUGGCGAGGAAGAGUGCGGGACCCCGACGUCCCGGAAGCACAGGAUCCCGCCGGCCCUGACCUGCCCGGCCGCGCCCCGCAAGCCGAGGGCGAGGCCGACGCCGGCGGUCGUCCCAUGCAAACGAGCCUCGCUGUCGGAGGAUCGUCGGCUCGAGUUCUUCGAGGUCACGAGCCGCGGGGAGGUCGAGCGCUUCUUCAGGAGCUGCGGGGACGCCGCCGCCGCCAACGCGGCCAAGCGGAGGCGUUUCUUCUGCAAAUGA
This is a messenger RNA of Syzygium oleosum, 378 nucleotides long. Its product is annotated as cyclin-dependent protein kinase inhibitor SIM. The record is from RefSeq and is a predicted model, not a curated record. The transcript has a single exon. Lineage: Eukaryota; Viridiplantae; Streptophyta; Magnoliopsida; Myrtales; Myrtaceae. The coding region runs from base 1 to 378 and encodes 125 amino acids. Gene Ontology annotation, biological process: regulation of DNA endoreduplication.